AUGGCUGCAGCCGUGGGAAUCAGUGCGGUUUCUGCCAUCGCGGCCAUACGCGGGACGAUUUCAUGCGUCCACCCAAGGAGAAGCGCCGGAGGAUGCGGUACCGUCACGCCUGGUGAAGCAAUGCGUCGGGGGCCGGCAGACGGAGAGGAUAGCCGGGUCAUCGACGCAAUGGUUGGGGUUCGGUCGGGAGCUGUGAAGCGUUUGGGCGAAACGUGCAAGAGCCUUGAGCGACCUGAAGGGGACGACCGAGGGACAGGCGGCCUCGCGACUGGUUUUUGGGGUGGGAGCGACCGAUGUGGAAGGAUGAAGCAGAAGGUCUGGCAGAUGGUGUCACAGAGAAACCUCGAUGUGGAAGCGAUCCAGCCAGAGCUUCAGCAAGUGGCACAGCUACAUCCUUACAUGAGACAGCUGAUCCAAGGAUUCUUAGACCACUUGGCACAGCAAAGGGGCUGUGCCCAGAUCGAAGGAGUGGUUUUCUCUGUUUGA
Molecule: messenger RNA, 486 nt
Organism: Durusdinium trenchii
Lineage: Eukaryota; Dinophyceae; Suessiales; Symbiodiniaceae
Source: the annotation of a GenBank genome assembly